Molecule: messenger RNA, 373 nt
Organism: Closterium sp. NIES-65
Lineage: Eukaryota; Viridiplantae; Streptophyta; Zygnematophyceae; Desmidiales; Closteriaceae
Source: the annotation of a GenBank genome assembly
GUAUUACACGGGCCUUCCCAAGCCUCGCGUGGAGGCUCGGGUGGUGGAGUUCCGAUCCGAGAGGCAGUUUGUGUCGCUGCUGCAGCAGGGGAAGCCGGUCGCCGUGGCCUUCACCUUUUCCUGUGCACACACUCGUCACUUUGACGAGAUGUUUCGACAAGCGUCGGCUGACCUCCACCCGCAUGUCAACUUUAUCCGAGUGGAUUGCCCCAAGCACCUUGGCUUCUGCAUCGCUCGACAGCGCAAGGACUACCCCUUUAUAGAGGUCUUCUAUAACUCGAAAGAGGCGCAGCCGCAGCGGGACCCGACUCCCCCUGCGGGCGGAGCUACAGGAGCAGCAGGAGUGGUUCGCUACAGUGUCAUGGUUCUGCCC